Puccinia graminis f. sp. tritici CRL 75-36-700-3 is the source of this 1491-nucleotide messenger RNA. RefSeq lists its product as uncharacterized. The transcript is spliced from 5 exons. The coding region runs from base 1 to 1491 and encodes 496 amino acids. Gene Ontology annotation, biological process: lipid metabolic process. Lineage: Eukaryota; Fungi; Basidiomycota; Pucciniomycetes; Pucciniales; Pucciniaceae. The record is from RefSeq and is a predicted model, not a curated record.
AUGCAUUUUUUCGAAUAUCUAACCCAUCCAAAGCUGCUUGGACAUGCGGGUCUCAUGAUUCCGUUAACUAUUCAAGCAGCCCUACUACAUCCUUACUAUCAACAAAAUGUGACAUCUUCUGUGGUCAGGAGGUCGCUUAUUCCAAUAGCGGUGAUCAUGGCUUUCGUGACCGCACCCAUGCGCAAAUGGCUGCCACUGGAAGAUUCAAUGAUGGUCAACUUUUGCUUUGUCUCUCUGGUGACCUUCCAUGCAACUUGUCUGGCAUUCGAGUAUGGGUUACAUGAGGGACCAGUUUUGGGACCCAAAUGCGAGCUUGAGGAGGUCGAACUAAGCGGCGAAGAAAAUCACACUAGCAUUUCACCCGAAGACUUGAUCAAGUCACAAUCCAUCGGAACCACAGAAGCAAGAAAACGUACUAAUAAUCACGCAAGUACCGAUGGCGAAACAAAAUCGACAACUAUGACGGGCGAUAGUAGUGAAUCAAACGUCAAAAACUCGCCGACCAAGAAAAAGGAACAACUCGUGAAGCCAUCAACUGGCGAACUUGUGCGAUUCGUGCUAUGGCUUCUAUUCAGUCCUCGUGGGCUCGAAUGCCAAUGGGCUCCUCAUCCAUCCAUCGUCACCUUUCGAAAACCAAUAUCAACUUCUACGUUUAUUCUUCGAGAAACUCUUGGUCGAGUUUUUGUCCUUCAUGCCUACGGAACUGUGUGUUGGGCCCUCGCCACCUGCGCCUUCCACCAUCCCCAAGGGUUUUAUGGAAUCAUCAAGGAUGUGACUGGUUUAUCGGAGUCUUCCGUCAUUAAAUUUUUUGCCGGUUAUGGUACUUCAUUCUGUAUCGGCGCAUGUAUGUGGACCGGAUUAGAGAUUGCGGCUGCCGGCAUGAAUCUCUUCGAGUUCCUUCUCUACUCGAUAGGAAGACGAUUCUUGCCAGUCAGCUGGGCCCCAGAAAAACCUUUCAAUCCUCGAAGAUAUCCACCCUUAUUCUCCAAACCUUGGGAGAGCAAGAGCAUGAGUGAAUUUUGGGGAAGAGGCUGGCACGCAUUGUUCCGUCGAGAUCUAACGUUUUGUGGAGCACUGCCGGCAUUCAAAUUGGCAGCUAUGCUAGGGUUUGGCAAACAAGUUCAAAAGCUGUCUGGAUUGAUGGGUGCCAUGUUUUUGAGUGGUCUGAUGCAUGAAUACGCAAUCGCCAGUAUUAGCUGGGAAAAAACAGGUCCCCAAAUAAUCUUUUUCUUCAUGGAAUGUGCGAUAGUCAUGGCAGUGGAGAAUUUGAUUGAGAAACACACGAAGAUUAGGUUCAAAGGGAUUUGGGGAACCAUUUGGACUUUUGGCUUUCUCAUGUAUUUUGGAAAACCAGGCCUAGAUCUUUGUGGCGCUGGAGUCAAAUUCUUUUCCCUGCUGGAUUUACACACCCUAGUAGGUGAUGCUUUUGGUGGUACUUCAGAGGCCCUUCAAUAUCAAGCCGGUCCUGUUGAAGGUCAAUACCAAAGAUAG